GUGAAACGUUUAUCGAGCAAUGAUUUCGCAUCACGUGUUCGCGUUGGUGCCGUAUCGUUCCACUCAACUGCAGAAUUGCAAUUCGCAUUUGAUCAGUACAAAGAACAAUCAAAGGUGCUCAAUGCCCUAAUGAAGAUUGAGCAUUUUGGUGGAAGCACAUCAGCAGUUAGCGGUGUCAACUUGGCUGUCGACGAGAUCACACGAACCGGCCGGAAAGAUGCUAGACGCAUGGUAGUUCUGAUAUCAGACGGUAACAGUCAAGAUCCUUGGGAUGAUGUCUUGAAGGCAGCCGAUCGUCUGCGCUCAAUUGGUGCCGAUGUCUAUGCGGUUACAGUCAGUCAUGAUUAUAUGAUUCGCGAACUUGAGCAAUAUGCUGGCAACAAAUGGCUGGUGUACAUUGAUGCUCGGAUAAGGCAAUUCCUGGACGAAGCCGAAAAAUCUGUAACGCAAUGCGUUGGACCAAAUAUCCCUUCCUCCACUCCUCCGCCAAGGGUAUAUUCAGCUCUCUGUUUUUAG
Anisakis simplex (herring worm) is the source of this 516-nucleotide messenger RNA. The record is from the annotation of a GenBank genome assembly. NCBI's taxonomy places the organism in Eukaryota, Metazoa, Nematoda, Chromadorea, Rhabditida, Anisakidae.